Funneliformis caledonium is the source of this 135-nucleotide messenger RNA. The record is from the annotation of a GenBank genome assembly. NCBI's taxonomy places the organism in Eukaryota, Fungi, Glomeromycota, Glomeromycetes, Glomerales, Glomeraceae.
GCAUUAACCUCACAUUCUUUGUACCAUCCGAUACUGCUUUGUUCUUUAUCACAAUAUCAUAUUCCAGAAGUUAGACAUUUCAAUUCUUCUGAAGUUAGAACAAAGUUCAUUAAAUCAGAGUCUCAAUUUUGUUGA